Molecule: messenger RNA, 3686 nt
Organism: Gryllus bimaculatus (two-spotted cricket)
Lineage: Eukaryota; Metazoa; Arthropoda; Insecta; Orthoptera; Gryllidae
Source: the annotation of a GenBank genome assembly
AUGGCGGCGUCAAUAGGUGGGAGCGUUGACACUGCUAGGCUCCUUCUUCAGGAAGGCGCGGAUGCCAUGGGGAGCAAUAAGCUAGGGAACACGGCUUUGCAUUAUGCUUCGUUGAAAGGUCAUCUUCAUAUUGUAAAACUUUUACUUGAAAGAGGAGCAGGAAUUAACGCACUUAACAACAGAGGACUUACUCCUUUGAUGAUGGCAACAGAAGCAGGUAGUAUUGAAACUGUAUUACUUCUGCUGCAGAAAGAUGCCGACGUCUUGGAUAGCUGUAAAUUCAAAUAUACAGCGUUGCAUUAUGCUUCGAGUAAAGGUGCUUCCGAAAAUGCAAAACUUUUACUUGAGAGAGGAGCAGACGUGAAUGCACGUGACUACGUAGGCUGGACUCCUUUAAUGGACGCCGCAAGAGCAGGCAGUGUAGAGACCGCGACAAUUCUUCUGCAGAACGGCGCUGAUGUCUCGGCAACCACUACGAGGAAGGACACCGCCUUGCAUUUCGCCUCGGCCGCUCGCGAGAUCGGGGUGGCGAAACUGCUGGUUGAAAACGGUGGCCCGGUGAAUGCUCGCAACGCUUCCGGGAACACGCCCUUCCUGGAGGCAGCCCGGGUCGGCGACGUAGAGCUUGCUCGUCUUCUGCAACGCGGCGGAGCGGAGGUCUUGGACUGUGACGGAAGGGGAAGGACACCCUUGCACUUCGCAUCGUUGCAAGGUCAUCGCGAGUUCACGAAAUCGUGGGCUGCCUUCUACAACACCCGCACCAUCAGAUUGAGCCUGAGGUAGAAGAUCAGAACGGGACCCAGACGCCGGCGGGGAUUUACCAAAUACUUCAUCUCGCUGACGCACCAUGUCCACAGGACCAACCACGUGACCAAGGAGAAAAUGCAGUGGGAAAGGAAAAUCGAACAUACGUGGCAACCGAGAAGGUGCAGGAAACGAAGUCACGAAUCCCUCCCGAUUCACUAGCCAUUCUAAAGUGCGAUUCGCCCAAAAACAGCGCCCUGAACGUCGCAUGUCUGAAAGGACAGUGCGGGAUGGCGAAGCAGUUGCUAGCGUUGGGAGCCGAUGCGAAUGCUCGGAGCAAAUCGGGUAUCACACCGUUAAUAUGCGCCGUGUUGUCAGGAAGCGAGGAUGUAACGCGGCUACUUCUUCAACACGGAGCGGGCGUCUCCGUGAGCACAGGCGACGAAAACACGCCGUUGCACUUGGCUUGCUUUAGAGGCAGCCUGGCCGUCGCGACGCUGUUGGUGGGCGCAGGCGCCGACGUGAACGCCCGCAAUCGGAAGGGAAACACCCCGUUGGUCAUGGCCACUACGUCCGGCGCCGCGGAGUCCAUGCAGACGCUCUUCCAGGCGCAGGAGCGCAACGCCGCGAAGCUCCGGGCGGCGCUGGAGCAGCAGUCGGCCGCCCACGGGGUGAGCGUGGACGCCAUGACGGGCUCGUACCGCGGGUCGACUGCCGAUCUCCACCGGCUGAUCGAGCUGUUGGUGGCUCGCGGCGCGGACGUGAACGCGCGGAACAGCCUCGGCAGCACGGCGCUGGUCGGCGCGUGCGCCGGCGGCGCUGCGGAGACCGCGCGGCUGCUGCUGGAGAUGGGGGCCAGCGCGUCGGCCGGCGAGGGGAGCGCCGCGAUCUCGCCGCUGCACGCGGCGUCGACGCGAGGGGACGCCGCCCUCGCGAGGAUGCUGCUGGCGAAGGGCGCCGACGUGAAUGCGCGGAGCCGGAAGGGCAGCACGCCCUUGAUGUUGGCCGUGGAGUGCGGGAGCGUCGACACGACGCGGCUGCUCCUGCGGGAAGGAGCGGAUGUGCGGGCUUGCAACGCGGAUAGAAACACCGCCCUGCAUCUCGCCUCGUUGAACGGCGACGUGGAAAUAGCGGAGGUACUACUUACGAAUGGGGCGAACCCCAACGCGCAAAACGGCAAAGGGAAUUCUCCUUUGAUGCUGGCUGCUGACGGCGGGAGUUUGCAGACCGUACGGUUGCUUCUUGACAAAGGUGCUGACAUUUCUGCUUACAAUAAUGAAAAGAGCACCUCGCUGCACUUCGCUUCGAAAAAUCAUCGUGAUAUUACACAACUCUUAAUUAAGAAUGGGGCAGAUGUGAACGCGCGGAAUCACAAAGGAACCACUCCCUUAAUGUGGGCGGCGGAGUUGGGGAACAUAGAGACCACAUCCCUUCUGUUGGAAUGUGACGCUGACGUUUUGAUUUGCAGUGAAAGUAAGAAUACCGCUCUGCAUUUGGCAACGGUGAAAGGCCAUAACAAAGUAGCAAAACUUCUCGUUGAGAAAGGUGCUGAACCCAAUGCAAAAACCACAAGACGAAAUACCCCGCUCAUAAUGGCUGCAAACAGUGGCGAUUUGGAGACUCUCUUACAGCUUCUUCACAACGGUGCUGACCCAUGUGCUUACGAUGUCAACAGAAACACGGCUUUGCAUUUUGCCUCGACUAAAGGUCACCUCGAAGUCGCGAGAGUGUUAAUCGAAAAAGGAGCUGACGUUAACGCCCGGAACGACAAAGGAAGCACCCCGUUGAUUUGGACAGCAGAGAGUGGCAAGGUGGAGACUCUGAAAUUGCUUCUUCAAAACCAAGCGGAUGUUAUGGCUUGCAACCACGAGAGAAACACCGCUUUGCAUUGCGCUGUAAUAAACGAGCAUCACGAGGCAGCGAAACUUUUACUGGAAGGUGGUGCUGAUGUGAAUGCACAAAACGGCAAAGGAAACGCGCCUCUGGUGAGUGCGGCUCAGAAAGGCAACGUGGAAGAGGUCGAGCUUCUCCUGCAAAGCGGAGCGGACGUCGACAUACUCAACGAAGGCAAAAACACGCCUUUGUACUUCGCGUCUUUCACAGGGCGACGAGAAGCUGUGAAAGUGUUGAUUGAGAGGGGCGCCAACGUCAACGCACGUAACCAGAAGGGAAGCACCCCUUUAAUGUGGGCUAGCGAGGGAGGCCAAGUCCAUACUGCAAGAUUGCUUCUACAGAACGGAGCAGAUGUUUUGAUUCGCAACAAAUUGGGACUCACAGCCUUGCACUUUGCUUCGACGAAAGGUCAACGGGAUGUGGUGGAGUUGUUGCUUGAGAAAGGCGCAGAAGUGAAUGCCGCAAACGACCAAGGUCUAACAGCGCUAAUGUCUGCCGCGGAUGCAGGGAGACAGCAGGUCGUGCGGCUUCUUGUAAACAGUGGCGCGAACGUCUCGGCGUGCAGUGCUACCAAAAUCACCGCCUUGCAUUUUGCUUCCAAGCGUCAUCCGGACGUUAGUCGCGUGCUGAUUGAGAACGGUGCAAACGUGAACGCGCCCAACCACAAAGGGACUACACCCCUGAUUUGGGCAGCAGAAGCUGGAAGUGUGGAAAAUACACUAAUACUUCUCGAGAACCGUGUGAACGUCUCGGCUUGCGAUUCAGACAGAAACACCGCGCUCCACUUCGCGGCCUUGAAAGGGCAUUACGAACUCUCCAAACUGUUGCUUGAGAAGGGCGCCGACGCGAACGGGCGAAACGUACGAAGAAGCACGCCGCUGAUGAUGGCGGCGGAAAGCGGCAACGCGCAGAUCGCAGGGCUUCUGAUCGAGAGGGGGGCGGACGUGUGCGCUUCCAACUCGGACGGGAACACCGCCCUGCACCUCGCGGCCGGCAAGGACCGCGGCGCGGUCGCCGCUCUGCUGCUGGAGCACGGGGCGCGCGUGGAC